Coccidioides posadasii C735 delta SOWgp is the source of this 3286-nucleotide messenger RNA. RefSeq lists its product as uncharacterized. The record is from RefSeq and is a predicted model, not a curated record. Gene Ontology annotation, cellular component: division septum; cytoplasm; plasma membrane. Lineage: Eukaryota; Fungi; Ascomycota; Eurotiomycetes; Onygenales; Onygenaceae. Gene Ontology annotation, molecular function: GTPase activator activity. Gene Ontology annotation, biological process: small GTPase-mediated signal transduction.
UCUGCUUCUUCCUUCUCUCAGGGUUUUAUCUUGACAUCUGCAUUCCGUCUUCUUCUCUCCCCCUUCACCUCUGCGUUAACUGCGUUCUUCUCGUUCUCCACCCAAUCAUCCUCUGAGAGGCUGCUUGUGUCAGAAUCAAACUUAACUUUCGUUCCUGAGCCGCCCAGUCCAAGCUCUCUUUCAGAGACAGCACUUUGCGCCUUUUCCUCGUCCUCCGAGCCUCCAUAACGUGCCCAUUAAAUCUCCUUGUCUCGAAGACACCCAACGAUCUACGCUUCCAGUUCCGUCUCCGCUAUCGUAUCGAAGCCUUGUCGCCUUCCCUUUUCUUUUUCCGAGUUUGAACCCUUACACGACCUUCACCCUCCUUCACAAUGCCAGGUUUCGCGGAUUGUUUUUGGUCCCCUGAUUAUGCCAGCGGGCUUGGCGUACUCUUCACCAAACUGCAGCAGGGCAUAGUAGAGAACCAGCAAAUCCUUGCUAUUGCUCGUAUGCGCGCAGAUGCAGAACAAUUAUACAGUGCAAGACUGGGGGAUAUCGCGCCAUCAAUCGAUCGGAUGUCAAACGGUUUUGCACGGGACGAUGGUGCCAGCGUACGAAAAGCGUACGAAGGAGUUCGAAGUGAGAUGAUAGAAGCCACAAAGAACCAUCAGAAGAUUGCCUCCAAUAUUCGCGAUCUCGUUGUAACCCCCUUCGGUCGUUGGGCAGCACAGCACGAAGCGCGGAUUUUGAAUAGCCAGGAGGAGCUCCAGACGAGAGUCAAAGAGCAUUCAAAACAAGCGGAACUAACGAAGAAGUUACGGAGCCAGUAUUUCAACAAAUGUCGAUUGGUGGAAGAUUUGGAGGAAGAGAACAAGCUUGCCUUUCAGAGCCCGGACAGAGAAACGGGCAGUCCGAAACAGGCACCUCCGACGAUUGUUUUGCCCGAUGGUGACGAGGAACCCGAGCCGAUUGAGCUGGGUGACCAAGUUUACCUACCCGACCAGCUAAAGAAACUCUUAACUCACAUGCUUGAGACAGUCAAAAUUGGAGAGGCUAAGGUGCCAAUUUUGGGCACCUAUUUAAACACUUCUACUGGCGCAGAUAUCGUGGAAUAUAUCCAAAAACAUUUAAACGCGUCAAGCAUCAGCUAUGCCGAGCGGAUUGGCCAGGAUAUGGUGGACAAUGGCUUCUUGAGACUGGUUGGAAACGUCGGCAGCACCUUCGCUAAUAGCUCUAGAAUGAACUAUCAAUGGCGCUCUAAAGCUUUCCAAAUAACCGGCAUUCCUGAGAAAAAGAAACCGCUAUUGCGAGUUUCGUCACUAGCGUCCGGUAGCGACGACAAUGCGGACUCACCCACUGUUGCAGAGAUUUUAUCUGGAUGGAAUCCACUCAAUAACCCUUAUCCAAACGAGACACCUGCGGAGAAACUUCGACGCGAGGCCCGCGAGACUGAUGAACGCUAUAAAGCUGCCGUGAAGAAACUAGACCGCAUGCGAUGUGCCAUGGAAGAAGAGAUUAUCGACUACCUAAAAUUCAUGGAGCGAUGCGAAUUGGAUCGUCUAAAAGCGAUUAAAGCUGUCAUCCUCGACUUCUCAGGCGCCAUAAGCAAUGUGAUUCCAUCUUUACGCAGCACGGUCGACCAAAUGAUGCUUUACCAAGAGACCAUCCAACCGCUCGGGGAUCUCAGGUACCUAUUGGAGAAUUAUCGGACCGGAGCCUUUGUACCUCGUGUUCAGCCGUAUGAGAAUUACUAUGGCUCUGUUGACGAUCAAACCUUUGGCGUCGAUCUGGAAGCUAGGGCUAGGGCGGACCGCAAAAGAGUUCCUAUCAUCGUCACCAGCAUUUUAACGUACCUUGAUAAUCGGUAUCCCGAUCUCGAAGGCGACGAAGCUCGCCGUGCAAUAUGGCUUCAUGAAGUACCGCUCGCAACGACACAUCAUCUCCGCAAUGUUUUAAACAACGGUCAGCCAGUUAUGCCAGAAACCUUAGAUCGAUACGAGAUUCCUGUUGUUGCGAGUGUGCUGAAGUUAUAUCUGCUUGAACUACCAGAUUCCCUUGUGUCUUCCCAGGUAUAUGAGAUCGUGAGAACCAUUUACACCACCACGAGCGACGCAUCCGAGGAAGGUCGCGUGAAAGUAUUACAAAACACCCUGGGCCAGCUCCGUCUUAACAACAUCGCAACCCUGGAUGCCGUGAUCACUCAUUUUACGCGGCUAAUCGACCUAACGUCGGCAGACGAUGCAUACGUGACCGCUCUAGCACAAAACCUCGCCCCAUGCAUCCUCAGACCACGUGUCGAAAGUAACCUUACAAUGGAUGAACGGCAUAAUUACCGCCUUCUCCGGGACCUCUUUGAUCAUAAGGAGGAGAUAUUUGGAGAGCUGAAACGACAGGCUAGUUCCCUUGGUAGUUUGUCGUCGGGGUCUUCUCGACCGCGCGCUAUAAGCACGGACGAGAGCAAUCGACGUGCAAAUAUGGAGGCGAGGAACAAGGCGAUUGCUGAUAGAAGCCGAGCAAAUAGUCCCGCUCCUGGGUACCGUCAUCGACGCGAUCGAUCGAUUGGCGGAUCGGAAUCCACUCGCUUCCCGAUUAAUGUCGGUAGCCCAACAACGGCAGAGAGACGGGUUGGUGGACAGAGUCUAGAGGUCCCCGGAUCCGUAGGCUCCCCUACCACAGUCGACUAUCAACGUAAAGCGGAACCUUCGGGAAACAAUGCAGCGACAAACGGUAACGGUGAUUCUUCGGCUGCUCAAGAUGACGCUACCCCGUCGACGCCAGUCGCUGUUGUGGGCAAGAGUAAUUCUCUUUCCCGCUCCGGCGGCAGAUAUUCUCGUAUUACUGGAUUGAAUAGGGAUAGCGUUGGUAAUGUUGUUCCAGAGAGCGCUGGAGGUGACGCUCAGGGAGAGGGAGCGGAGCAAGCUCCGCCCAGACCAGUAGGAGUGACACUGGAGGACAAACCAAUGGAUGACUGAUUUUAGAAGAGCUUCUAGAGAUGUGAUACUUUGUUCAAGGGGUGAUAUCCAUUAUGCGAAAACAAAUUUAUAAUUCUGUUUUAUAUAAGUACAGAGUAUUGAGCGGCUAUUCCUGAAUAUUUUUUUUUUUUCCUUUUCAUAUGCUCUGAUCUUGUCUUGUUUCUUAUCUGGUUUGCUGCUUUUUCCUAUGGUUCCAUGCAUGCCCUGUCUUCCCUAUGUAAAUACAUAUGCCUAUGUAAACCUCAUGUUUUAUGUGUCUUGGAGUCCAUGAAUUCUCGGUUGUUUGACUGCUGCGCUCGGAAUAUGUAACAAAGCCUUGCAUACACACAAUCUCU